AUGGUGGCUAUCUGUGGUCUUUUAUCAGCGAAGGACAAGAGCAGCGUAGCAAAGUGGGAGAAGACCUAUCAAAGCCUUGGUGCUGAACUAGAAGGAAAUAACCAACUCUUGAGCAUGAAGAAAAUAUUGUCACUCAGUUACAUUAAUUUGCCUCACUAUCUAAAGCUUUUUUUUUUGUACUUGAGUGUAUUUCCAGAGGACCAUCUAAUUGAACAUUGGAGAUUAAGUUGGUUAUGGAUAGCAGAAGGAUUUGUAGAAGAAAAAAGAGAAGCACCUAUAGAACAAGUUGCAGAGGGCUACCUCAAUGAGCUCAUCAAUAGAAGCUUGAUUCAAGUGGCGAAGAUAAAUGAAUUGAAGCAAACCAUGGCAGUGGCAUUUGUACCAAGAAAGAUAGGGAAGCUGACCCAACUGAAGUCAUUAGGCAUUAUAAAGUGGAGCAAGUUAAAAGAUGUCGGUCCACUACAAUAUCUUCAAGGUUUACCUAAUCUGGUUUAUCUUGAUCUUGUUGAGGCAUAUGAAGAAGAGGAAUUGUGUUUCCAGGCUGGUGGGUUAUGGAAGCUUAAGAUUUUAUUGCUUAGUGGAUUAGAAGGAUUGGGGUGGAUGAUAGUGGAGGAAGGUGCAAUGCCUCGUCUUGAAGAGCUAUAUAUUCAGAAUUGCAAAUUUAUGGAGGAGUUGCCCUCAUGCAUUGAACAGCUAACCAACCUUACAUUGCUUGACUAA
Molecule: messenger RNA, 720 nt
Organism: Camellia sinensis
Lineage: Eukaryota; Viridiplantae; Streptophyta; Magnoliopsida; Ericales; Theaceae
Source: RefSeq, a predicted model, not a curated record